GAAGUCACCAGAUGGCUGGUCUGUCGGAAAAUUUCUCAACACAGCAAUAUUUUUCAAGAUACUGUUAUGCGACUUUGCGUGAAUUUCGGUUGGAUCCAUUGUUAAAAUGCAAACUAAGAACUCAAGAAACACACAAGCAAGAUCUGAUUAUGUUGGAAAACACGGGCCAACCUUACAGAGGCGUAAAGGCAGAUUCUAUUUUUAACAGUUUUAGCAGGUUCAAAUUAUUCGAUUACGGAAUGCCACCCUGUUUAGCUCAUGAUCUAUUUUUGGGGUGUUUCAAUUAUGAUAUUAUGCUCAUUUUUCGACAAAUGAUUAACGCUAAAUUUGUCACUGAAAAAUACCUCAAUUAUCACUGUAACUUUAUUUUGAAAAAACUCAACACCCGCUCUAAGAUCACAUUAAAUAUUAAAAAGAACAGCAUCACUAGCAAGGCGGUUGACGUGUGGCACAUCAUUCAGAUAACUCCUUUUAUAUUCUUAAAAACUCCUGAGUUGUAUUCUGAUGAUUCUUAUAAACUGCUGUUGAUGAUGAAGCGAAUCACAGAUUUCGUAACAGCUCCUUUAAUAUCGAUGAGACAAAUUGGAAUAUUAAGGCAAAUUAUUCAUGAAUAUUUAGAUUUUCGAAAAAUGCAAUUCAAUCAUCCUUUACGGCCAAAGCACCAUUACAUGUGCCACUAUCCACAAUGGAUUCUACAGUUUGGUCCGCUGCUUCCUUUCAGUACCCUUACAGGAGAGAGGAAACAUUCCUAUUUUAAAACUGCGCUGCGUCAUGCGAAUAAUUACAAAAAUAUAUUGAAGCUUUGCACUGAACGCCAUCAAUAUUGGCAAGCGCUUCUGAACUCAAAUGAAGAGAGGUUGAAGAGUUUAAUAUUUGAAGAUGUUGGAUGCCCAUUCGAUGGUCUGGAAAAAGAGGAAAAAAGAUUCCUCAUGGGCCAAGGCUUUAACGAUAAUUUUUACUCCUACUACAAAAGUAUGAAAUACCUGGGAACUUCGAUGACUUCAAGGCUAAUUAAAAUAUGCAAUAGCUUGCGGAAGAAAUGGAUGGUCAUGUGUGAGCCCAAGAUAGCUAGUAUAAAAGAAAAAGGUCGCCAGUAUAUUUCAACUGGAAUUGAGAACAUUGUACUUGAAUUAGAUGGAACCAUUAUUGAAGAAGAUGAGGUCUUCGAAGCGUGUGUAUCUGAAGGGUAUACAUUUAUGCUACUAAGUGGUGCUCAAAUAUGGAUGCCGGCAAAUGUACUGCUUAAUAUAUCAAAUAUUACAACUACUCAAAAUGACUUUAUUGAGGGAUCAGAUGCUGAAAAUUCUUUUUCAAUAAAAGAAACGGACAAUGGCUUGUAUUCGGAGCUGUUUGGGUCAGAAAAUAUAACAGAAGCAUCAAUCACCAAUUCACCUAGUAUUUCAACGGAUCACAAAUUUGCAACGUUCGACGUAGAUUAUAAAUCAAUUCCUCAAGAAAUAAUCGAUCAAUUGAAAGAUAACUCUUCUUCGAGAAGAAGAAAUCUGUCAAAUACCAAUUAUAAUAGAUUUGUGGACCACAUAAUCGGCCAAAUGAGGUCAAUAAAUCCCAAAAUUCCAUUUAAAUUCAUUAGACAAACAGCAAUUAAAAUAACCACCAAAUUCCCAACACUACUGGACGUUGAUGAUGAAAAUCUUAUAAUUGGUGACGGAAGUGGCAGUCUGGCCGAGAAAUUGAAAAGCACGCGACAUACCUUAGGCGACCGCAAAGUUCUGAUCAGCAUGUGUUGAAACCUUUACUCAAUGGUGAUAAGGAUCGUCAAUGCAUUGUUGGCGUUGACAAAAAUUACUACAUGAGUGGGCAAUCAGACUGUCACCCUGAGUAUUUGGAGGCCAUGUCUCGAAACGAACGAAUGACUCAAGCAGUUAUUGAGGCAACGGCAGGGUUCAUUCGAUUUAAAGUCGACAAUUUGAAUAUAAAAGAUCUUCUGAAUGAAUUUCCUGUAGUCAGACAAAAACUAUUGCUCGAUCAUCAUUUUCAAAAAUCUACAGGAGUUAGUUCCGGAACUUUUGAAAAAAAUUUCAACAUCAACAAACAACGAAUAGUUCAAACAUCAAAAACAUAUCGAUCACGAUCGUUACAUAUCAAGACUACUGCAAAUGACAGUGAAAUAUUCGGUGGGUUAGCCAAACUUUUGAAGGAAGACAUCAAAGACAUUUUAUUUGAUUUCCCGGUAAACAUUUUUUCAUACAUUCAUU
This is a messenger RNA of Uranotaenia lowii, 2216 nucleotides long. RefSeq lists its product as uncharacterized. The transcript has 4 exons. Lineage: Eukaryota; Metazoa; Arthropoda; Insecta; Diptera; Culicidae. Gene Ontology annotation, biological process: apoptotic process. The record is from RefSeq and is a predicted model, not a curated record. The coding region runs from base 12 to 1748 and encodes 578 amino acids.